CCCUCGCGGGCUCGUUCACGAUGGUGAGCGAGAGGAAGGCCUCCUUCGUCCCAACCACCGACUUCAUUUCCCAUCAUGAAAGCCCACAAAUUUUCGCUCCGAAGGCUUGAAUCGAUGCGCGAAUGAGUGAACGGUGCUUAGAGCCAGCUCUGACGAGCUUCACAUUCUGUCGCCAUGCAGUCAGCAUCCAGUGCAGCCACUGGAGGGCCUCGCACCUCACGAGACGAGUAUUCGACCAGACAGAGCUACUACCUUCGCAUCUCGCCAUAUAUGGUACUGCUAAUGUCUCUGUUCUUGGAUGCGCGGGAUGUCAGAUGGAUGAACUCUCAUCAGGGGCAAGGUGAAGGUCUAGAUUCCGAUGAGGAGUCAGAUGGAGGAACAGAUGCUGAGGGUGGCGAGUCGCGCGGGGAGACGAUCCUUGCCAUCGCGCUGGCGCAUCUCAAAGAAGUUUUGAUGGAGAAGCUACUUCGAGAAAGUGUGGGAAGCACCAAAAGCACAAACAUACUUGCCGGUGCUGCGGCUUACGACGUCAAGCUGGACGGUAACACUCUUGGCGCGUGGAGUGGAAAGGAGACGGUGGACAUCUUCGAGCAUCCAGACUUUCGCAUGGCUUUCUACUUCCAGAGGGCUGCUGCAAGCGGGGUCGGCGGUGGCAAUAGACAUGCUGUUCUGCUCAAGAACAAGCGUUUGACGUUCCCACAUUUGCAGCGCCGAAGACGUGGGGACGAAGCGGAGGUCCGUGGUGCGCAUGGUGGACCCUCGAUGCCAAUCCCUGGGCCAAUGAACAAUCAGUCUGCGGCAGCCCUCGGUGGCGCAGCCCUGACAGGUCCGGUGAUUGGGUCUAUGGCUCCCCCACCCAUACCAAGCAAGCGCAGGCGUGCCGAACCGCGCGAAGACGUUACGCACGAUGCGUUGCAGGAUGUUCGAAUCAAGCCAGACCCUGACGCAGAACCGGAAUUUCAGCCAGACAACUCCUACACUGACGAGUGGGGAUUUUCGACUCCGCAAGGUGAUGCGUCGCAGCCAGUUGGAGCGCGUAACCAAAGGGCAGAAGAAGACGAGGAGGAAGAUAAAAAGCCACGCCUCACAGUAUCAUACAGAGGCUUCCGGAUGUGAGUCUAUGCGAACACAAUCGAAACUUCCACCGCUAUUGACUCUUCUCGCUCUCUUUCUCCAGAUUCGAAAAGACUCUCGUGGUGGUGCUGGAAUCCACAGCUGCGCAAAAACGCGCCUAUCCCUCGCUCUUCAAAGCUGCUCCCACGGCACCAGCUCCGCAAC
Ceraceosorus guamensis is the source of this 1278-nucleotide messenger RNA. RefSeq lists its product as hypothetical. The transcript is spliced from 2 exons. Bases 175 to 1116 code for a protein of 313 amino acids. The record is from RefSeq and is a predicted model, not a curated record. Lineage: Eukaryota; Fungi; Basidiomycota; Exobasidiomycetes; Ceraceosorales; Ceraceosoraceae.